ACAGAUUAUCGUGCUCAAACUUAUCUUGCCGUCACCUCUACCCGCUUGGCCAGUGAAGAUAAACAUGUUGUCCUAAUUGAAAGACAUCUGGUAGAAGGCGUGUGUUGGAAUUUCAUAGAGCACUCGUUUUCAGCUGGUUUCAAGGAAGUUCUCAGAUUUACAUGUCAAUCAAAGAGAUAUUAAAAAAGGGCCACUGAUUGUCAAAUCAGAAAUUGGAAAUUAUGGCAGCCAGAGCUAUCCCCCAUGUAAAUAGAGACAGCAUUUUAGAUUCUGGUGAAUUUCUUAUGACAAGAUCACUUUUUAUCAAGAGUUUUAAAGAAGUUCAUCCUGAAGAAUGUGACCUGCAAGUAUCAAAUGAAACUACUGAUAAGCCACAAGGUUUAGAUCAAGUUGAUGCAGAAAUCAACAGGAAAGUUGGCAGUGUUAAACCAGACAAAGCUUCAGUGUUGGAUGCUUUGUUUUCAAUAGGUGCCAUUGGAACAUAUGUGGCUGACAUAACAACAGAUAUACUUGUUGCUAGGCAACAUUAUCAAAAUGGUGACACAGUCUGGUUUAUUUUGACUUGUGUUUUCAUCAUCGUCCCUUCUAUGAUCAUGCAGAUGUUUUCAUGUAAAUGGUUUAAUGAAGAUUAUCUGAAUCAAACCUGGUGGACAUACAUGUUGCAUUUCUUACAGCUUGGCACCAUUGAGAGAUACCUCUUGGCAUUCUGGUAUGGCCUAAAGACAAGAUUUACUGUUCCAGUCUUACAUUCAGACUAUAUUCGAUACUUGACCGAGUGGAGAGACAUAACGCUUCUUCGUCUCAUCGAAGGAUUCUUGGAAGCUGCUCCGCAGAUGAUUCUGCAGCUAUACAUCUUAGCCUCACAGAAGGAAUUCAUACUCGAUCGCGAUUGGCUUACAGCAACUUCAGCCGUUGUGUCAAUCAUAUCUCUCUCGUGGGCCAUCGUCUCAUACUCGCAGAUGCUUCGUUUGUGUCUCAAUGACAGAGCCCUCUCCUUUUGUGGCUAUGGCUUUCAAAUCUUGUAUCGACUAUUAAUGGUUGCAUCUCGAGUAACUGUCUUAGUUUUAUUUGCUUCUGCUUUUAAAGAAUACAUAUUCUUGGUUGUCGUUGGUCAUUGUGCAAUGAUGUUUGCCUGGCUUAGUUGCAUUGAUGCCACACACUAUUCGGUUGACCGGGACGAGCCAUUCCUCGAGAAGAUAUUUACACUUGUAGUCUCCGUGAUUUAUUUGUUCUGCUUUUUGAGCGUGCAUCCGGCAACAACGAAGAGGCAGAUUUCUAUAUAUUACAGUAUAGUGUUGGUUGAAAGCGCCGCCAUGAUGUCUGCUUGGUUUCCUUAUAGGACCCUAGAUGGUGUUUUGAUGUACGCUUCGUUUGGACUGGUUUUUGGUGGUUUCUUUUUUGGACUGCUCUGUAUGAUGUUGUACUAUAAGUAUUUCCAUCCGAACCAAGAUGUGACAGCCGGUUGGAUUUGUUGCUUGUGGUUCUCUAAUGACAGCGGUAGAGGUAACAGCGAACUGGAAGAAUCUACGUUGAAGAAUGUAUCAUUUUCUUAUGAUGAUAACGAUAAAGAGCUUGUUGUCAUCAAAGUCAGGCAGCGGAGUGGUAGCCAAACUGGCGGGCAGAAAACCCCGGAUCCCGAUUCUGAAAAUCGCUUGUCUUUACCAGUAGAAUUAAUGCGUCCGCAUUCUCCCUCAAAAAACAGAGGUGAUGUUGAUCAUAUAGAGCUUGAAGGAGAAAGAGACGAGAAACAAACAAGUGCGAAUGGCGAUACAUUAAAAUGUUCCAGCUCGUUUGACAGAGACAAGAAUCAUAGAACUGUGUUUUCUGAUGGAGAACUAGAGACCUGCAUUGACCGGGGUGUCUUGCCUAGAACGGGGUAUGUUGCUUACAGUCCGGUUAACAACGGUGGACGAGACUUUCAACACAAGAAACGGCCUAAAUGGAAGGCACGUGUUAGCAAAACAGUAAUGACAAAUGCUAAUUGUUUGUAUCCGGAAGACGGUACCAUCGAAAACAAAGCGAAGCUUGGUGAAUUAAAAAUGGGAAUGGAGUUGGAAACAACCGAAUGGGAUAUUUCGAAUUUUGAUAAGAAUUCCAACAAACUAGGAAAGAAAAGAAGUACGAGGUCAACUAAAGGUGAAAUGUUUGAGCAGAGGCCUUUGCUUCAAAGACAGGGCUCGAAAGAUGAUUACUUUACCAUAAAUACAACGUCGUCUCAAGAUGAAUUGCAGAAACAUCGACGAAGAAGCCUCUCAGCAUUGCCAUGAUUAAUUCAACCUAAGAUUUUUUCUGUCAUGCCGCGAUCAAUUCAAGAAAUAAAGCUUCUGCCAUGAUCAAAUCAAGCAUGAAUGUUUUCUUGUCAUGACAUCACCAAAUCCUUCUUGAAGUCUUUUUCUAAUGAAGUGGUGGUUGAAUCAAGUAUAUGUGCCUUCUAAUUCUUACCUUUUUUUUAUACCCUGUUCCAAUAAGGCAUAAAUUUCCCUCCACAAUAUCGUGUUUCAGUUAAGUAUUUGUGACUGCUUGUAAUGCCGUGAUUAAACCUUUAACUAUAACCUCAAUAUUAAGCCCCAAUCCUUCACUCUUUCAUGACAUCGAAUUCCAAAUUAAGCUGAAUCUAUUUCCAAAAAUAAGCAUGACUGUUUGAUCUUUAUCUCGUUGGUUACUAUGGCACUUGGUGGAAGUAACGUUGGUAACAGUUUUAGUUUAGGCACCACUAUGGAGAAGAUAUAACGCGAUCACAUGUUUCGUUCACAAUUACCAAUAAAUGCUAGGAAUAUAAGAAAAACCGAAUACCUCAAUUCCCAUGUCGUGUUCCCACAUAAAUAAAAUUCUGUACGGCAGUAGGGUAGUAAAGACAUCAAAUUUCACCUUAUCGUCUUUCAAGUCAGUAAGCCAUCAUGCGAAAUGCCCUAGCACAUUGAAUAAGGGGACAUAUAAGCGUUUACCAAAUGAGCCUUAGAAAAUGGAAUGAGCUUUUUUGAUUUACUAUCAGGUUCUUCUCAGCAUGGAAUUUUUUUGGAAUCUAAUCGUAAAUUAUUACCAAAAAUUUUAGGCACGUUCUCCCCUCUCCUUCCUUAAACACUGCUGGUAAACUACAUAGUGAUGUAAACAAUGUACAUUUGUUAUCUAACAUUAUUAUGUUAGAUAUUAGCAAUUGACAUUGUUUUGGGAGGAGGCGGUAGUAGUGGCGAGAAGAACAGGAGAAUAAUAUUGUCUUGUUACUAGAUUGUUACGACGUUCAUCAAUCAUCGCAAUCAUA
Rhopilema esculentum is the source of this 3259-nucleotide messenger RNA. RefSeq names its product XK-related protein 6. NCBI's taxonomy places the organism in Eukaryota, Metazoa, Cnidaria, Scyphozoa, Rhizostomeae, Rhizostomatidae. Gene Ontology annotation, cellular component: membrane. The record is from RefSeq and is a predicted model, not a curated record.